UCGCUCAUUAUAUGUGGAAGAAGGAUAGAAUGAAGCUUAGAACACGUCAGCGUUUAAAUGCAACGCAGCUUAGUAACGAAAUCGACAGCUAAACAAAGAGACGAAAAGAUCGCCGUGUGUAUAAAAGGACGUAAUAUGGCGUAUUCAAUUUUGCGUUUUAAAUAAACGGAAGUUAAGUGUCUUUCUCAUGUUUCGUUAGUGAGAUUCUACAAUAUAUAUACAGAGCGUCUCACAAUCAUCAUAUAUUUUAACAGCAUUUAACAACAAAAGAAUAAUAAUAAUGCAAUAUUGAAAAAAUUAAUAUGCACAGACAUCAACAGAGUGCAAAUAUGUUCUCAACAUAGUGCUCAACAUAGGAUACAUUGAAAAAGAAAUCAUUACGCGCAUCAAAAUUUUGGAUCUUGAUGCACAGCAAAAGAGUCAAGAAGCAAGAGCACUUUGGCAAGUUCAAAUUACAGGUUUGGAGGUUGCAACUGAUUUGGAGGACUUACUGUAUGACCUUGGAAUAGAUAAAUCAGUGUAAGUUAAAAUAAAUAUUGCAUUUUAUUCGGUUGAAAAUUUAAGUAAAAGCAUUAAACGCGUUAUUCUAAAGAUUGCAUUUUCAAAAUCGGUAAUCAAAAUAUUUCGAAACACACUGCACCAAUCAAAAUAAAAUUUUGUAGGCUUUUUUGAUACUAAAAAAUUUAGUGACCGAUUGUUACUUUGUUUUCUUUGGCGUAUUUUUUUUUACUGAUAAAAAACAAACGAAUUUUUUGUCGAAAAAUCAUACCUUUGAUUUUAAACAAACGCGAUUUAGUCGCAAAUUACGUUUUCAAAAAAAAUAGACGAUUGGAAACUAAAUAACUUUAUACUUUAUACAGUAAUUAAAUUAGUUAAGAUUUUUGAUUUCAGAUGACUAGCUCAAAUUUAAAAUGCUUACUGCAAAACGCUUUUAACAAAGACUGCUCCUAAAAGAUUGUUCGUAUUCUCUUUAUUUCUCGAUACUUUACUGUAAAAAAAUUACUAAAUUAUUCUUAAAAAACAUAUAUUUAAAUACGUUAACGUUUGCUUCGAACAAUCUUUAAGUUUUAAAAAAGAAAUUUUCAAAGAGACGUGUUUUUUUGGCUUCGAAACUGUAACCUCUUAAUGGCAUUAAUCAGUAGUCAGCAAGGCAUUUCAAAUCAGUGUAUUUAUAAAAUAAUUAAUAUAAAGUAGUAAGUAACAAUGUCCCAAAAUUUAGUGUGGCAUUAUUUCAUCCUACACAGACCAUCAGAAGCAGAAUGCAUUUUAUGUAAUAAAUUCUAUCAUAAUGAGCAUGUGCCAAAUUUAGAGACACAUCUGAUACGUGAACAUCCAGAAGUAAUAACAGAAAUUCGUGAAAAUAUUAGACGUGCCGAUUUAGGAGUAUAUUUUAUAUUUGAUGUAGAAGAUUCUAAGGCAAGAUGCAUUAACAAUUGCAUUGUCAACAUAUUUAACGGAAUAGAUUACUUAAAAGAUCAUUUGCACAGCCAUGGUAUAAAUAAACAUGCAAGGGCACUUAACAAUACACAAAGAAAUCCAUACGGAAAUGCAUCACAGCCAACAGCCGUAGAGGACAACGGAAGCGCAAGUACUAGCAAACAACCAAUUGAUGUACUUUCGCAAAACACAGAAGAUCAUGAAAAAUUGUCAUGGAGCAAUUCCAAUAACUUGGUAUGGCAAUAUUUCAAACCAGUUAAAUACCCUUAUGCAAAUUGCAAUAUCUGUAAAAAUCGCUACAAAAGUAUAAGAUAUUUGAGAAAUUUUGAGCAACACUUGCUACUUUGUCAUGCAGAACUAAUAGAUGAAAUACGAUGUGAAAUAGAUGAAGAAAUUAGGCGUCUCAAUCUAUCACCAUAUUUUGUAUGCGACACAGAACUUCCUAGAAUAAAAUGCAAUAUUGGUAAUUGCAAUUACAAAAUUAAUAUGUUUCACGGAACAAAAAAAUUGAAAGAUCAUUUGAGCAUUAAUCAUAGCAGUACAUAUAAAAGAAUUUCUAUGCCAAAAAGUAACACAGAUAUAAUGAUAAAACAAGUAGCUGAAGGCAGCAAUGAAAGUAUACAGCUAAUAAAAGACAACGAAGGUGUAAAUGCUAGUAAACAUCCGACUAAUACACUUUUGCAAAAAACAGAAAAUAUUGUAGAAUUGCCAUGGGGCAAUUCCAAUAACUUGGUAUGGCGAUAUUUCAAACCAGUUAAAUACCCUUAUGCAAAUUGCAAUAUCUGUAAAAAUCGCUACAAAAGUAUAAGAUAUUUGAGAAAUUUUGAGCAACACUUGCUACUUUGUCAUGCAGAACUAAUAGAUGAAAUACGAUGUGAAAUAGAUGAAGAAAUUAGGCGUCUCAAUCUAUCACCAUAUUUUGUAUGCGACACAGAACUUCUUCGAAUAAGAUGCAAUAUUGAUAAUUGCAUUCACAAAAUUAAUAUAUUUCACGAAACGAAAAAAUUGAAAUAUCAUUUGAGCAUUUAUCAUAGCAGUACAUAUACAAGGAUUUUUAUGCCAAAAAGUAACACAGAUAUAAUGAUAGAACAAGUAGUUGAAAGCAGUAAUGAAAGUAUACAGCUAAUAAAAGGCAACAAAAGUGUAACUGCUAGUAAACAUCCGACUGAUACACUUUUGCAAGAAACAGGAAAUCUUGUAGAAUUGCCAUGGGGCAAUUCCAAUAACUUGGUAUGGCGAUAUUUCAAACCAGUUAGAAACCCUUAUGCAAAUUGCAAUAUCUGUAAAAAUCUCUACAAAAGUAUAAGAUAUUUGGGAAAUUUUGAGCAACACUUGCUACUUUGUCAUGAAGAACUAAUAGAUGAAAUACGAUGUGAAAUAGAUGAAGAAAUUAGGCGUCUCAAUCUAUCACCAUAUUUUGUAUGCGACACAGAACUUCCUCGAAUAAGAUGCAAUAUUGAUAAUUGCAUUUACAAAAUUAAUAUGUUUCACGGAACAAAAAAAUUGAAAGAUCAUUUGAGCAUUUAUCAUAGUACAUAUACAAGGAUUUCUAUGCCAAAAAGUAACACAGAUAUAAUGAUAGAACAAGUAGCUGGAGGCAGUAAUGAAAGUAUACAGCUAAUAAAAGACAACAAAAAUGCAAAUGCUAGUAAACAUCUGACUGAUGCACUUUUGCAAGAAACAGAAAAUUUUGUAGAAUUACCAUGGGGCAAUGCCAAUAACUUGGUAUGGCGAUAUUUCAAACCAGUUAGAAAGCCUUAUGCAAAAUGCAAUAUCUGUAAAAAAUAUUGCAAAGGUAGAGUUUUGAAAAAAUUUGAACAUCACUUGCUAGAUUAUCAUAUAAUACUAAUAGCUCAAAUGCGAUGUGAAAUAGAUGAAGAAAUUAGGUAUCGCAGUCUAUCACCAUAUUUUGUAUGCGACACAGGACUUUCUCGAAUAAAAUGCAAUGUUGAUAAUUGCAUUUACAUUCUCAACUUAUUUAAUGGAUACAUGGGAUUAAUCGAACAUUUGUACAAUCAUCAUGCAAGUAUAUUUACAGCAAUGUUUCAAUACAUUCCAAGAAAUACCAUACGUAUAAUGACAAAAUCAGUAGCUGAGGAAGAUAAUACAUUUACAAACGUUGAUGACCCGCGGCCUGGUCCAAGUUGGCAAACCUAACAGAAAAUCAAGGACAACAGAGGGGAGGUGCGCCUCCGGUUUCAUCAUGCGAAGGAUUCUGAAAAGCCGGCCUGGGUGACCCAAUUCUUCAAACUGAAUCGGUUGGUCCGUGUGACUGCCUGGUGCCGACGGUAACGGCGUAAGGAUUAGUAACUGAGAGCGGAGACGCGACUUUCACCGUGGACGAGCUGGAGGAGUCUCGCCUGUCCUUGAUCCGGUGUCCCAAUCUACCUGGUGAAGGAGGCAGCUGAACGUGGUCAGGCGCAGUCAAGCGCUGCCACGGGGAGACGUACUCAUCAAACUGAGUCUAUUCCUUGACGACCUGGAUGUCCUCCGAGUGAGCAGACGAUUGCAACACUCGCUGUUGUCAUACGACAAGAAACAUUCUGUGAUCCUCCCCAAGAAGGCUUAUCUAACGCGACUCGUCAUCGAAGCCUGCCACCACACCACGCUGCACGAUGAAGCCCAGGCAAUCCCUCUUAAGACUGAUCAAGAAACGCUAUUGGAUCUUUGGCGGAAGAGCGGCGGUCAUCAUCCACCAUUGCUUGAGCUGUGUGUAAUGGCGGGCGGCGACGUCGACGCAGCGAAUGCGUGAUCUCCCGCGGCUUCACGUAGUUCCAGCUCGACCCUUCUUACACACAAGGGUCGGCUAUGCUGAGCCGGUGAUGCUGCGGACGAGCAGGGGGCAAGGGCAUAAGGCGUACAAGGCCUUCGUGACCGCGUUCGUCUGCCUGAUCUCUCAUGGGCCAUACACUUGGAAGUCAUCUCUGACUCUUUACCAGAGGCGUUUCACACAGCCUUGAAACGCUUUACCUCCCGGCGGAAACUGUGCCACACUCUUUAUUCUGACUACGAUACUAAUUUUGUAGGGACCGAUCGUCAGUUGCGUGACCUAUUUGCAACCAGCAGCUCUGAAGGAAGGCGAGUAACGGACCUUGGCAGCCAAGGAAUACGGUGGCAUUUUAAUUCAGCGGCGGCUCCUCACUUCGGUGGCCUCUGAGAGACCGCUGUGAAAUCAAGGAAGCACCACCUCCGGGUGGGUGAGGCUAUCUUUGAAAGGAUGGCGACGCUUCUUGCGCAAGUGGAAGCCUGCAUAAACUUAAGGCCACUGCAGGUCCUUUGAUGACCUGGAGAACUUCGCUGCACUCACCCCAGGCCACUUCCUCGUGGACUCCGCCAUCCACGCCGUGCCAGAUACAUCCUUACAGGAUGAGCCUGCUAGUCACUUUGGACAAUGACAACUGAUGCAGCAGAUACGGGACCAGCUGUAAGAGAGGUGGUUGCGGAAGUACCUCCACGCUCUCAAUCAUUGGCCGAAAUGGUGAGAGUCCAACUCCGACAUCAAGGUGGGCCGCUUAUGUUUGCUGAAGAGCGAGGUCAAUCUUCUAACGAAGUAGCCACCAGCGUGCAUUCGGGCAACGACAGGCGAGUCCGCGUCGUAACUGUGUGUACUGCGACUUUCGAGCUGACUCGUCUCAUCGCUAAGCUGGUCCUCCUACCGAUAUCGGCGUCCAGCGAUUGUGAGGACACCGCAGGAUUCGGCUUGUAACGACCGCUAUCGCGUCAAGUAUUGACGCGACUAACGUGUAAAAUUAUUCUAAUUUUAAUGUUUUUUUCUCUCUUGUACAUUAUAGUUUAGCUACAGUAUUACGAUAUAUUUUCCUCUAUCGUUAAUUGACGCGUUAUAAUAAUUAUGUAUUAUUCACAAUUUUGUUUCUAUAAAUUCAUAAAAUUUUCUUACCUUCUAGUCGCGCAAUCCGCGCCCUUGUAAUCUAACCUUUUUAGUUAGAGUCCUUCACUUGGCUUCGUCGUCGUGGGUCACUGUCACCUCCACAGUUCACUGCUUACUUUACUUUCGUCCUUUGGAGGGAUGCCGUGUACUCAAACUCGCCUAAACGGCUAUUUGCCGCGUUAAGAUACCAAUUCAUGAGACGCUGAAAAGCAACGUCAACACUAGUGUCAAAAGAAAGAAGUUAGAUUUUUCUAACUUUUAGCAUUAAGCGGAGCGUCCUACGUUACGAUUGGUCAAAGCCAUAGUCACUAGCAGCGACCAGUGUCUAGAAACUUUCUACCGCUAGCAUUGUAGAAUAUAAACUUUUAAGUAAAAGAAACAUGAAUAAUAUAAGUAAAAAAUGUUUUAAUUAUUAGUUUCAAGUUAAAAAAUAUUUCGUAAUUUUAAUUACGAAAAUAAGAUCAACAAUCCAAAAUAUAGCAAGUUUAUUUGAAAAUAUAACUUCUAUAUUAUGUACGUAUUAAAAGUUUUUUAAAUAACAUUUUUUACAAUUUUAUGUUUUUUUCAAGAAAUUCAGAAUUGUUUACACUUGUGGAAUAUGUGAAAAAAUAUGUAAAAGUCAAAAAUUUAAGAACUCACUCUUGUUUGGAAGGUUACAAUAACUAUUUUAUUGAUGAAAACAUUUUAUAUUUUUACCUAGUAUUAGGUAAACUAAUUUUUUAUUAUAUUUUAAAUAAUUUAUCAUAUAUAUUUUAACCUAAUAUUAAUAUAAUAUUGUAGAUGAUAGUACAAUUAUUCGACGUAGUGCAAUUAAUAACCAAGAAAAAAUAAUAACAAAACCAUAAAUUAUUGUAACUAGAUAAGUUUCCAGUAAGAAAUAAUAGGUUGAAUAAUCGUCAAAUCAACGUUUAAAAACCAGUUGAUAUAGCGAAAAUUUGGUCAAUUUGACGUUUUUGUGUCAUCAAAAUUAGACAAUUAUUAGACGUUUUCUAUGAAUAAUUUCUUCAAAAUAUCCGCAUAACUGUUAUAUUAUUGCACCACAUAAUCUCAAUGAACAAAACAAUAUUUUUGUAAUAUUUAAAAAAAUUUUUUGUAAAAUAAAUUCUGAAGUAUUUUUUGGAAAUUCUCGAGCAGCCACUUAUCCGAGUCGUGACCCCGGUCAGAGAGGAACUUGAGAAGUGCCAUACAAGUAUAGAUCUGCGUAAUGAGCGUCUGUAUCUUUUGUAUUUCCUUCGUUUUUUCAUUUAUCUUUUGUUGGGAAAAUUUGUAACAUGUUUGUUUAAAUUAUUUAUUUCGGCUGAUGAAGGCUAAAUAUAACCGAAACGUUCCGGAUUAUUUGCGUUUUUGCGUACUAUCGUAAUAAAAGUUUUUAAUUGACAUCCAGAAUUAUUUAGCUUGUCUCUUUGACCCAAUUCUUAAAUUUAUGUUAUUGUUUUUUACUAUUUUCACAAAUGCGGAAUAGUUUUUGGAAAUGCAUCUGGAAUAACUUUUCUGUUGUUCGUUUAAAUAAUAAUGCACCUAGAAAUUAUGUGUGAAUAUAAUACAAAAGUUAAAUUAAAUAUGAAAAAUGUCGGGAAAUCGGGUUAAUAAAAGAUGUCUAAAGAACGUCUUACCUUACCCAAUUUUCAACUGUAUGUUAUCUGGAUAAGAGAAGAAAAUAAUGACGUUAAUUAUUUUUGUUAAUUAUAUAUUUGUAAAACUACAUUUAAUAGAAACGAAAUUUUCGAGUGGUUGAAAAGUAGUUGAAAUACUUAUUAAUACAGUAAAGUCUUCUUAAUUUUUACUGAUGGGGCGAUAAGUGCGGAAUGCCAAAGUUAUAAAAUACCCUCACCACAGCACGAGUCCACCAAUCCAUGUAUUUGCGCGAGCAAAGUACACGGUGAUUGUUAGACUCGUGCUGUGGUGAGAGUAUUCUGUUAAGGAAGGGGUAUAAUAUUAGUGUUUGUAAAAGUACGUGUGAAGGAAUGCAAAAAUUAGAGGGGCCAAAUUUAAGAAGACUGUACUGUAUCAACCAUCAACAACAUUGACAUUGAAUAAACGUCUUUUCAACUUAUUAAUAUUAAACUAUCAACGACAUUGACGUCGAAUAGACGUCUUUUCAACUUAUCAUUUCUCACUGGGUUAAGACUAAGCAAACAAAAAUAUUAAUAAUAUUAAAUAUUAGUAUAUUAACGUUAAUAUUUUGAAAAUAUUUCUGUUUACAUAGAAAAAAAUAAUCUAAUACUGAUUGUAAGUAAUAGGUAAUAAUUAAUAAGUGUAUUUUUAUAUUCUGUUUGUUCUUGAGGUAGUCCUUAAACCUGUGUUUGGAAUUUUGAAUCUGUAUCUUGGUGUGAUUUGGAAUUUUAGUUUAGUUUAUUAUCAUAAUUUUUUUAUUAUUAUUCUUAUAGCCAUUUGAACACGGAGUAUGUUUUUUAAUUCUUUAAAUUUGGUUUUUUUUUACUUAUUUCCUGAAGUAUUUUUAUAUAAUAAUAAUUAUUUCUGCAACAACGUCAACAACUAUACUAAAUGAAAAAAUUAAAUCACACAAAAAAAUAAGAAUAUCAAUAUAUAAAUAAUUAAUAGACAAACAUAUAUAUUAGUUUAUUUACAUAUAAUAAUUUCUAAGACAGUGUCUAACAUUGUAAUAAAUAAAAGGGAGAAAAUUCCAAAUACAUCAAUCAACGACAAAAAAGAUGUAUAAUAGAACAUAUUUUAAUAGAUAUUAAGAAAGAAGAUAUCUCUAUAUUGUUCAAAUACAAGAACGGACCAAUAAAUAAAAUACAGAUUAAAAUACA
Solenopsis invicta (red fire ant) is the source of this 8100-nucleotide messenger RNA. RefSeq lists its product as uncharacterized. The transcript is spliced from 4 exons. The record is from RefSeq and is a predicted model, not a curated record. Gene Ontology annotation, molecular function: RNA polymerase II cis-regulatory region sequence-specific DNA binding; DNA-binding transcription factor activity, RNA polymerase II-specific. Gene Ontology annotation, biological process: regulation of DNA-templated transcription. NCBI's taxonomy places the organism in Eukaryota, Metazoa, Arthropoda, Insecta, Hymenoptera, Formicidae. The coding region runs from base 1204 to 3594 and encodes 796 amino acids.